AUGACGGUAUUCAAGCCUCUGCUACCACCAUUUACCGUGUCAAAAGAGUCGACAAACUCUCGGGGAAUACUUCAGCCCCCACGAAUCCGGCCCUUGACAUCGGUAGCAUUUCGCGACAAUUUAACCCUUUCAACAUGGCUUCUUCUGGGCGGACUUCUACAAGGCCUGGCCGUCAUGGUCUUCAGCACCUAUGCCCUCAUCCCUACAAUACUAAUCCUACUAUACCGUACAACCGAUCACUUGCUGAUGGCUGCCAACAUAACCCGAAACCGCUACAUGGACGGCGUCAUCCAGACAAAAUUCUCCGCGCAAGCGCCCAAUACAGACGGCACCUUCGGAAAGGAACUCGCCUCUGAGUCGAUUGUGGUCUUCCACCUCGGAGCCCGCUCAAACCACCCCCUUGGUCUUCUCGCCCCAGGCUUCCCCGAGCUCAAUCGACAAGUCAUCGCGAUGAAUCGUGAGAUGAACUCCAAUCCUGUCAAAUACGGCCUCCUCGGCAGCUCGGCCUGGAUUAAGCAGGACGAUUCUGCGGGUAAUGACGUUAUGUCAAUCUACUAUCUCCGAGAUUAUGAUGCGUUGCAUCGGUUUGCGCAUGGCUCGCUCCAUGUGGAGGGCAUGAGGUGGUGGACGGAGAUCGUGAAGGAUCAUCCGCAUAUUGCGAUUUAUCAUGAGACAUACAUUGUGCCUAAGGGGAAAUGGGAGAAUAUCUAUAUUAAUUCGAAACCGACGGGAAUGGGGGAAACAUGGUUCCCUGUUGUUGAAGAGGGGAAGGGCGAGAGUGGUGUAUCGCGGUUUGUGAGGCCAAUUGUUGAUGCGAGACAUCCCGCUUUGCGAUCUGCUGCUAGGAGGUUGGCAAUGCGUCAAUUGGAGGGGAGGGAGGAAGGAGAGGAUCAGUUGUACGAUAGGACAUGGUAG
Messenger RNA from Aspergillus bombycis, 915 nucleotides. It is a transcript of the gene fmaE, whose product is annotated as monooxygenase fmaE. Lineage: Eukaryota; Fungi; Ascomycota; Eurotiomycetes; Eurotiales; Aspergillaceae. Bases 1 to 915 code for a protein of 304 amino acids. The record is from RefSeq and is a predicted model, not a curated record. The transcript has a single exon.